Messenger RNA from Xenopus laevis (African clawed frog), 1612 nucleotides. RefSeq names its product thrombospondin 1 L homeolog (gene thbs1.L). Lineage: Eukaryota; Metazoa; Chordata; Amphibia; Anura; Pipidae. The record is from RefSeq and is marked provisional. Gene Ontology annotation, cellular component: extracellular region.
AGAACGCACAGUGAGUGGAUAAACGCACCCAAGGGCUCCCACUUCCAUUCUCAUUAACCAGUGGCAGCAGCAGGAGCCGGACCCGACAGAGCUCAACAGAAGAGCAGACAGAGAGAAGGACAAGUAAGUAACUGCAUUUCUCCAUCAUGGGGAUGAUGAAGGGAAUUUUCCUACUGUUGAUGUUGGCCAUGCCUCAGACACAUCAGGCAGCAGAAUCUGGGAAUGAUGAUAACAGUGUAUUUGAUCUGUUUGAGUUAACGGGAUACAACCGCAAGGCUGGCUCUCGUAAGCCUGAAGGACUUCAUUUAGUGAAGGGACCUGACCCUUCCAGCCCAGCUUAUAGAAUUGAAAAUGCUGACUUGAUCCCACCACUGCCAGAAGAUAAAUUUCAAGACUUGCUGGAUGCAAUACGUGCUGAUAGAGGGUUCAUCCUGUUGGCUACUCUGCGUCAAGCAAAGAAGAGUCGAGGGGCACUUAUUUCUGUGGAGAGAAAAGAUGGUGGUGGACACAUCUUCAGUCUUAUCUCCAAUGGCCAGGCUGGAACCCUAGACUUAAGUUUAAGCGGAGAAAGGAAGCAGCAGGUGGUGUCUGUAGAAGAUGCUGCUCUGGCUGAUGGCAAGUGGAAGAACAUCACUCUCUUUGUACAAGAAGACCGCGCGCAACUCUAUAUAGGAUGUGACAAGAUGGAAAAUGCUGAGCUAGAUGUGCCAAUACAAAAAAUUUUCACUGAGAACCUGGCAAGCAUUGCUCGUCUUCGAGUAGCAAAGGGAGGAGUAAAGGACAACUUUCAGGGAGUCCUUCAGAACGUGCGCUUUGUGUUUGGAACCACAUUGGAAGCUAUUCUGAGAAACAAAGGCUGUCCAAGCAUGACAAACUCAGUCAUCACUUUGGACAAUGCAGUGAACGGCUCAAGCCCAGCCAUCCGAACGAAUUACGUUGGCCACAAAACAAAGGAUCUGCAUGCUGUGUGUGGCAUUUCCUGCAAUCAACUGUCCGAACUGUUUGCAGAAAUGAAAGGCUUACAGACUCUGGUGAAAUCUCUCCAGGACCAAGUCACCAAAGAGACAGAGAUAAAUGAACUUAUUUCUAAGCGAAUAACAAUGAUGCCAGGUGCUUGUCUCCACAAUGGAGUCUUGCAUAAGAAUAGAGAUGAGUGGACCGUUGACAGCUGCACUGAAUGCACAUGUCAGAACUCAGCAACUAUAUGCCGAAAAGUAUCUUGCCCUCUGAUGCCCUGCACCAAUGCCACCAUUCCAGAUGGAGAAUGCUGUCCUAGAUGUUGGCCAAGUGACUCAGCGGAUGAUGAUUGGUCUCCAUGGUCAGAUUGGACACCUUGCUCUGUGACUUGUGGUCAUGGCAUCCAGCAGAGAGGACGUUCCUGCGACAGCCUUAAUAACCCCUGUGAAGGCUCCUCUGUACAGACACGGUCUUGCCAUAUCCAGGAAUGUGACAAGAGAUUUAAGCAAGAUGGUGGUUGGAGCCAUUGGUCACCAUGGUCAUCAUGCUCAGUUACCUGCGGAAGUGGUCAAAUCACCAGAAUCCGUCUCUGCAACUCUCCUGUUCCUCAGCUAAACGGAAAGCCAUGUGAAGGGGAAGAAGGGAGAACAAGCCG